CACCACCAUCACCAUCACCACCAUGGCUAGCAAUGACAACAACAACUCCUUCACCCACCACUUAACCAUCCUCCUAAUCGCCGCCUCAACGGUCGCUAUCGUCAUCAUCCUCUACCACUGCAUCAACGCUUGUUGCUACAACCGGAGAAACCCCCAACGCCACCACCGAACACCGGUUCUCCGACAAGGAGAGAUACCGGGCUGCAUCAAUACGUCGGUGACGGGAUUCAUACCGGUCUACAAGUAUGAAAAGGGAACGAAAUUGGUCGGAGAAGAUGGGACUUGUACGAUUUGUUUGAACGAGUACGAGGAGGGUGAAGAGCUACGUACGUUGCCUGAGUGCAUGCACUGUUUCCACGUAGCUUGUAUUGAUAUGUGGCUCUAUUCCUGUUCCACUUGUCCGGUUUGCCGCACUGAUACAACGCCGUCUCCGUUUGAGUUAAGGGUUUGUUUGGAGCCUCGUUUGGAUGGAUCGACCUCUCAACAAGAACUUGGUUUGGCACCGAGUUUUGGGAUGCAUUCAGGGGUGUUAUGAUGGUGAAAAAGGUUUAACCAUUUGUAUAGGCUCUAUUCGCUUUUAGUUUGAUGUGUAAAUAUCUUUUAGGGAUAUAUUUCUAUUUUUUUUUUAUUUCAUU
Camellia sinensis is the source of this 635-nucleotide messenger RNA. The record is from RefSeq and is a predicted model, not a curated record. Lineage: Eukaryota; Viridiplantae; Streptophyta; Magnoliopsida; Ericales; Theaceae.